Molecule: messenger RNA, 899 nt
Organism: Camellia sinensis
Lineage: Eukaryota; Viridiplantae; Streptophyta; Magnoliopsida; Ericales; Theaceae
Product: peptide methionine sulfoxide reductase B5
Biological process (GO): protein repair; response to oxidative stress
Molecular function (GO): peptide-methionine (R)-S-oxide reductase activity
Source: RefSeq, a predicted model, not a curated record
AUUGUGAAAAGGCUGACUUGGUGAAGCUUGAAACAGUGAACAUUAUCCCCUAGAAUCGGUCUAUACGCAAAUUUAACAAUUCCAAUUGUCUCAGAUGGGCUCUCAGAUCCUCCAAAUCUCUCCCGGUUCAUAUUUUACAACCCUAAUUUUCAAUCACAACCCUCUCUCUCGAUCACUACUAGCCGGUAAAAUCCACAACACCCAACUCACACGUUGUUCUUCAAAACCCACAAUCAACCCCACGGUUUCUCCAUCUAGGGUUAGUAGUGCGGUAGUUCAUCGGAGCAAGAGAAGCUUCAGAGGCAGUAGCGUCGUAGCCAUGGCAACACCUGGUUCGGCUCGGAAAUCAGAGGAAGAGUGGCAGGCAAUUCUUUCACCUGAGCAAUUUCGGAUUCUGAGGCAGAAAGGAACAGAGUAUCCAGGUACUGGGGUAUAUGACAAGUUCUUUGGCGAGGGAGUGUAUACCUGCGCUGGAUGUGGAACUCCUCUCUACAGGUCCACAACUAAAUUUAACUCGGGUUGUGGUUGGCCGGCUUUCUAUGAGGGUCUCCCUGGAGCCAUAAAUUGCAAUCCGGACCCAGAUGGAAUGAGAACUGAGAUUACAUGUGCAGCUUGCGGUGGACAUCUCGGCCAUGUAUUUAAAGGCGAAGGCUUCCGAACACCAACAGAUGAACGCCACUGUGUCAAUAGUAUUUCACUCAAGUUCAUUCCUGCAAAUUCUUAUUCUUCUAUGUGAAAAGGCUUCUAAUAAAGUGUCUUUGUUCAAGAUUAUAUGGUCUGUAUCUCAAACUUUGUAAUUAUGUUGUUUUGUGCCAAUAAAUACUGAUCUUCUUCGCUCUGUGAGCGAAGUCUUUGGUGUGAUUAUACUUUUGGUCAAUUAUGCAUUUUAACAUUCUUUU